AUCUGUUGCAGUGAAAAAUAAUUACUUAACAACUCCGCAUCAGUGCUUAUUUCGUAUUUUAAAAUGCAUAAUGCUCACUUUCCUUUAUUUGAAUAAUACUUAAAUGUACUCGGAGCCAAGUGCCCAGAGCACAAGCUACUAUACACACUAUUACCCAUAUGAGGACAAUGACAAACAAAGCCAAAUAGACGCCUUAAAAAAGUCAAUAAGAGAACAAAAAAUAUUACUUGAAGCUGCAGAAGCAAUGUCCAGCUUACACUCGAGAGAAAGCGAUGUUCAGCGCAGUGUGGAUGACCUAAAGAAACACAUUACUGCUGUAGAUAAGGAAAUUGCGCUUAAAAGACAAGACGACAUCACCACUGGUCGCUCAUCAUCCGGUAGAUCUGGACCUGCUUUCUCACACUCACAAUUGUGGUCACGAUACCAAAUCAAUAUGCGACAACUGGAAGAUCUUUUGGACCAAAGGCAGGCACUGCUUAAAGAAAUCAAUUAUCUAACUGGGAAUAGCUUAAAACGACUGGAAGAGGAACUAUACAUUGAAACAGAGCGUCUAAACACAGCCAAGUUAAAAGCAGCCCGUCUAAAAUUAUCCACAACACAAGAUAUUGGUCGAGGUUCGUACGACACCAUAGGUCUGACUGAAUCAGAACGUAUACGAGCAAAGGCACAGGCUAUGGUAGCCGCGCGUUUGAGAAAAGACUCUACCUUAUCAGAGGACAGCUUGCAAACAGAAGAAGAAAGAGCAAAGAAACGAUUGGCAGUGAUUAAAGAUCUAACUGAUGAAGUAAAAAAGAAGAGGGAUGUAGCAGAGGAUCUGUUAAGAAGAGAUUUAUCAGUGAUCGACCAUGAUUUGGAUGUAGCGUCCAAGGAUUUGAAAGAAAGACAGAUGUUUGAACAGGGAUUAUAUAUUGAUGGCGAAGUUGCACGCUUUAUUGAGCAAUUAGGGAAACUUCACGUCUCUGAUCGUUCCAGGAUCGCCCCUUUACCCUUAAAUGGCCAUUCUAACCGUUCUCUCAAUGACUAUUCUUUACCCCCACCUAUACCAACUUCACAGAGACCAGGAACACCCAGAUCAGAGGCAGACAUCAAGGCAGAGGCGUUUAGACGCAUUCAAGCAAGAAAAGCAAUGUUUACCAAAGGCACACAUAGUCCCACGCCAACAAAUGUUUGUAAAAAUCCAUCAGAUGAAAUCAGUGAUGAAAUCAAAGCUUCUCAGGAACGAAUGAAGCAAGCUGAAGCUGAAGCUAGGGCCCACUUGGAAGCAAUGCGCGAAAAGCGUAACAGGUUAAGGCAGGAGGCUGCUAAGGCAGAGGAACUGAGAAAAAAGGCUGCGGCAGAGGCUGCCGCUGCAGCAGAAGCAGAAAUGUUGGCUGAGAAGAAACGAAAACAAGAAGAAGAGAGACAGCGUCUGGAAAAGAUUAGAAGAGAGCAAGAAGAAUUACUUGAAAAGCAGGAACAAGAAAGACUUGCAGAAUUAGAAAGAGUACGUAAACAACAGGAAGAACUAGAACGGUUACGGGAAGAGGAACGUAAGAAGAAGGAGGAGGAGGAACGUGUUGCUGAAGAGAUUCGCCAAAGAAAGGCACGCAAGGCUGCUGAGGAAGCGGCAAGAGAGAAGCGACUUCGCAGAGAGGAGAUUGAACGCCGAGAGAAAGAGAUUGAAGCCGCUAGACAAGAAGAACUGAACCGUCGUAAAAAAUGGGAAGAAGUAGAGCGUCAGAAGCGACUUGAAGAAGAACAAGAAGCUGAAAGACUAAAAAAGUUACGAGAGGAAGAAGAGGCACGUAUUAAAGAGGAAAGGUAUAAAGAACAAGAAAUUGAACUACAAAGAAAGAAGGAAAUAGAAGAGAAGCUUCAAAAACAGCGUGAACAAGAAGAGGAGCAACAGGAGGCAAACUUACUAGCUGUUCCUGAAGUAACAAAUAAAGUCUUUUCACCAAUUACAACAGCAGGCACAAGUGGAUAUGGUGUUGACAUUGAAGAUGAAGUCAACUUUAACAUAAUUUAUCGUGUGAAAGCAUUAUAUGAAUAUCACGGAAUUAGAGAAGAUGAUCUAUCUUUCUCUGCUUCCGAAGUAAUUAAAGCACAUCCAUCUAAAGACAAAGCAAGUGACUGGUGGUAUGGCACCUCUCUCUCUACAAAUCAAGUAGGAUUUUUCCCUAGGACAUAUGUAGAAGUUAUUGAGGAAGCUUUUCGGGUCAGAACCUUGUACGAAUACGUAAAGACACGACCUGGUGACCUAGGCUUCUCUGAAAAUGAAGUGAUCGUAGUUCAGCCCUUCCAAGAUGAGACUAGUGGUUGGUGGUAUGGUACAAAUGAAGAAACGGACGAGAGUGGAUAUUUCCCAAAGAGCUAUGUAGAAGUUAUUGAUUCAGCGAAAGCUCUACCUUCCAUAUCAAUCAACGCAACAACUCUUCCUAUGUCUAUUCCUUUAGUACAGACACCAACGUCUAUUCAUAAUCCCCAUGGCUUGGAUACCUCUGGAGGCGCAUUCUUAAAUGUGAAUGAUCGAGAUGCUCAUCGUGGCCUAUCUGCGCCUAAUACCCCUAUUUUGAAGAAGACAUCUUUAGAAGUAAACAAGGCAGAACUUACAAAGCGCCGUAGAGCAGCAAGUAAUGUCAGUACCAUGAGCAAUAGUCGCAUUAGCACGCCUACUAUCGUGCUUCCUCGACCAAACAAUGUAUCUGAAAAUCUAGAGCUUCAAACUUGGUCCAGUACAAUGGACGAACUUGAACUACAGGCCAUACCUUUAGAAGAACGCCAAAGACAAGAAGCAAUUUUUGAAUUGAUUGCUACGGAAAGAACCUAUUUGAAUGACCUUCAGCUGAUUGUUAAUGUAUUCUACACUGACUCUGGGAAAUAUUUAACACAAGAUGAACGUGAUGUGAUAUUUUCAAAUAUUGACGACUUAUUAUUGUGUAAUACGUCACUUUUAAGUGAUAUGGAGACAAGACAAAGAGAGCAAGGUAAUGUCGUGGAUAAGAUUGGUGAUAUAUUCUUGAAGCAUGCUGAAAGCUUAAAGUGUUACUCAACCUUCUGUCGAAAUCAAUCUUAUGCUACCAAGUUUUUACAAAAGAAAAGAGAAGAAGAUCAAUGGUUUGAAGUCUUUUUAAAGACAGCACAGACCAGGCCAGAGUGUCGUUCGCUUGAUUUCUCUCAUUUCUUAUUAGAACCUGUACAGCGUAUUACAAGAUACCCCCUUCUUCUUCGCCAAAUUUUGAAUUCUACACCUAAAAAACAUCCCGAUCAUGCGCUUGUACGAUCAGCAUUGUCUGUAGCCCAAAAGAUACUUGAAGAUGUCAAUGAAGAAACAAGGCGGUUUGAAAACAAUCAAAAAAUGGAUGAGUUAGCUCGAAUCAUUGAUAUGGAAGGAACAGGCCGUUUAAACAUUCCAGGUCGUGAGUUUAUUAUGGACGGAGUAUUAUUUAAAGCAAAGAGUGGUAGAAAGCUGCAUGGCUUCUUAUUUAACGAUAUACUGAUUUUAGCGGAACCUUUAAAGGCUUUGAAUGAAAGAGGGUACCUUUACAUACUCUACAGAGAGCCCAUGCCCCUGGAAAGAGUCACUGUAAGACAACAGCAUUCUAUAUCGCUAAAGUCUUCAUUUAGUGCCAGUAGUUCAGAGGAUUUAUCUUUUCAAAUUGUAAACAAUAACCAUGUUAUUGCCAUAAAGGCAUCUUCAGCCACCCAAAAGCGCCAGUGGCUAUAUCAACUGCAGCACUAUUGUUCACUUCGGCAAUAUGGUCCAUAAUACAGCGAGGCUGGUAAAUUUUGUCAGUUUGAAGAAAAAAAUUUGCUUAGUACAUUUAUUGUUGUCGCCUUGUACGUAUUUAUUUUAAUGUAAUACCUGUAUUAAAUGGCCAAAGCGAUAGCUUUGACGGAC
Molecule: messenger RNA, 3880 nt
Organism: Rhizopus microsporus ATCC 52813
Lineage: Eukaryota; Fungi; Mucoromycota; Mucoromycetes; Mucorales; Rhizopodaceae
Exons: 11
Coding region: 104-3748 (1214 amino acids)
Biological process (GO): positive regulation of Rho protein signal transduction
Molecular function (GO): protein binding; guanyl-nucleotide exchange factor activity
Source: RefSeq, a predicted model, not a curated record